This is a messenger RNA of Cylicocyclus nassatus, 615 nucleotides long. Lineage: Eukaryota; Metazoa; Nematoda; Chromadorea; Rhabditida; Strongylidae. The record is from the annotation of a GenBank genome assembly.
AUGUAUAAUCCUGGUAAAACCAUGUUAGAUAAUUACAUGGGAACAAAGACUAAGGAUAUCGUUUAUACACAAGUUAUUAACGGUCAAACAGUAGUAACGAGAAAAACAGUACCGUGGGAUUAUGACGCAACAGGCAAGGACUUUUUACCAAAUAACCCAACAUCAGAAACUAUUGGCUCGGCUGUUGAUAUGGUGGAAAACUUAAACGAUAUUAUUUUAAAUGCGAUUAAGGUAUCGUCUGGUUUUGGUUUAAGAAAUACGGGUAUCGUUGGAGCGAGUAAAAACCAUUUGGGCGUAGACCUUGCAGCUAAUAAAGGUUCAAGCGGUGCGAGGGGUAACUACAUUAAGGUAGAUGACGGAAAAGGAACAGUAACCCUUUACCAGCAUUUAAAUACUAUUAAUACCUCAGUAGGUCAAACUGUACGAGCUGGAGAAAAAAUCGGUACUGUAGGAGAUACGGGAGUUAAGGCUAUUGUAGCCGCUGACUUAGACGAGCUUAUACAGGAAGUUAAUGACUUCCUAAAUACUGUUGAAUGGGCAGACCUGGAUAUUAUCCCUGGACUUCCUCAAAACGUAUUCGGUUUGUAUAUAACGUACACCGAAGAGGGGCGUUAA